AUGGAGGCCGUUGACGGAGCCAACCUGGAGGAGUACCUCAAAGCCGGCAACGCCAUCGCCGACAAGGAGCGCUUCAUGGCCGCGCUCGAGUCGGUAGUACGCCACCUUCAUGACGUCGUCGGCAUGGCGCACAACGACAUCAAUCCGGAGAACAUCAUGGGCCGCCGCGCCGACGGCAUGCGCGUCCUCAUCGAUUUCGGCACAGCCCGCCCGCUGGCCGAGAAACUCGACGGCCCCUCGGCACCAUUGGCUGGAUGGAAAACGACGACGUCGCGUCGUAUCUGCCACAUCGACGCCGCCGCCAAUUACAACACCCGGCUGCUUCCAACCUGGACGGAUUGA
Messenger RNA from Parathielavia appendiculata, 342 nucleotides. RefSeq lists its product as uncharacterized. The record is from RefSeq and is a predicted model, not a curated record. Lineage: Eukaryota; Fungi; Ascomycota; Sordariomycetes; Sordariales; Chaetomiaceae. Gene Ontology annotation, biological process: protein phosphorylation. The transcript is spliced from 2 exons. Gene Ontology annotation, molecular function: ATP binding; protein kinase activity. The coding region runs from base 1 to 342 and encodes 113 amino acids.